AAACACCACUUUCAAAUCCCAGGAGGAGUUUCCAUCUAUAGCUUGCGACCCAAGUCAAUUUUCCCUUUAUUUACAAUUAUGACACUCCAACAGCGUCCAGACCGCUUAUGAGCCAUCAACAAUUUUCGACAGGGCUCAGGUUCGUGUCCUAACCUACAGCCUCGGGUUGACUUUCAGUCUACCUUGGACCCACAGCAUUCCUACGUGGCUGACCUUGUUAACGAAGAUGCUUGACCCCGAACGUAGAGGUUGGAUCCGAACCUCCACAGCUUCCACGAAGCUAAAAUUUCCCGCUCUGCAGAGACAGGACAAGACAACGUUCUCUCCCCUAAGUUCACUUAGCAUAGUGGAGAAAGGGAAGAGAGUUUUAUAAAGCUUAAGACACACACUUCUUUCUCUGUUUAGACAUGGCAAGGGCUUGGCUUAUUGAUGGUCGAACAAUUGCGAGGAAAGUGAAAAAUCCGACUCGAGCUUCUGCUUAUCAAAUCAAAGACUAUGGAGCGAAUCGCGCAUGCCCCAAUUGUCAUCAUUGUAUAGAUAACAGUGAUGUUUCUCAUGAUUGGCCUGGUCUUCCUGCUGGUGUGAAGUUUGAUCCAUCUGAUGCAGAGCUCUUGGAACAUUUAGCUGCUAAAUGUGGGACUGGCGACUCAAAACCACACGCAUUCAUCGACGAAUUUAUUCCUACAUUGGUUGAGGACAAAGGAAUUUGCUAUACCCACCCUGAAAACCUUCCUAGUGCUAAGAAGGAUGGAAGCAAUAUCCAUUUUUUUCACAAAACCAUCAAUGCUUAUGCUACUGGUCAAAGGAAGCGACGCAAGGUCCACAAUGAACAAGGUUCAAAUGAGGAGCAUGUACGCUGGCAUAAGACAGGCAAGACCAAAUCUGUGAUGGAAAAUGGAGUACAGAAAGGCUGCAAGAAGAUCAUGGUUCUUUAUAAAAGCUCAAAGAAGGGGUCCAAACCUGAUAAAUCCAAUUGGGUGAUGCAUCAAUACCAUCUGGGGACUGAUGAAGAUGAAAAAGAGGGUGAAUAUGUUGUUUCCAAAAUUUUCUACCAACCGCAAAAGCAAACUGACAUGAAUGAUGAUGGUCUUACUAUUGAAGAUUCUGAUAUCUUGGCACCUCAUACCAGUCCAAGGACCCCCAUUACCAAUCCUCCCAAUCCACCUCGGCCGAAGAAAUCCGAUGCAUUUGAUGAUGUUGCUGAUGACAAGGAACAAGACAUUAAAGGAGCAUCUGAUGUCCAAGUACGUGCUGUUCAUCCUGAAGAUGAUGUGGGAUACCCAGCAUGGUUGGCUGGCGAAUCUCAGGAUGUAGAAAACUAUGAAUUCAGUAGCAUCAAUGAUUCUUUGUUGUGCAAAGAGAAUUUCAAUUCUUCUUCACUUUUUCUCGACAAUUCAGGAAAUGCCUCAGACGGUGGCGUUGCUAGUAGUAGAAAUGAAGUGACUGGAAAUAAUAAUAACAAUAACAAUAACAAUGCAUCUUGUGGAAUUGCUGACCUCGAGAACCUGGAGCUGGACACUCCACCAGAUUUCCAGCUUGCUGAUCUUCAGUUUAGUUCUCAGGAUAGUAUUCUUGAUUGGUUUGACCGAUUAUGAAGAUACAUAAUUGGGCAAGCUCCCAAGAACGACAUGGCUUGCCACAUUUUUUUUGUCGUCCCAUUUUCUGGCCGAAGUUUUCUGGUUUUCCCAGCAUUUUGUUCAGCAACAAAGAGUCGGCUUCAUUGCUUUAUCAGCGGAGUUCUCCUGUUUCUGGUUAUUGGAGUGUAUGGAAGUCUACCAAGCUCAAAAUAUGAGGCUGUGUGAUUGUUAAAGACUGAUUUAGCUGUGUACAAGAUAUAUAUUAAGCACUAGCCCCAGAAGCUGCAACUUUUGUGCUCUAAUCGUCCUAAUGUGUGUUAGAUGUUAUGCUUGAUGAGGGAUGUUUUUAAUUAGGAUGCCUUUUGGCCUCGAUAAAUUUGUUGCUUUCAUGGCUUUCGCUGCAGAUGAUCUCACUAGGUGCUCAGAAUUUUAAAACUAUAUGGAAGCAACAACUGAAUCUUGGGCAUCAUCUCUAGGAAUAUUGAAGGAAACUUUUCAUGCAAUUAUGACUCUGCUGACUAAUUCCAAGUUCUUGAUUUGUUAUAUUCUUUCCUCGUAUAAAAAAAAUUUAUAAAAAAUAUGCAUAUUAAAAAUAUAGUUUUCAUUUGAUUUUGAAAUGUUGAAAUUUAAACAUUUGAAGAACUUUAUAAUAUAAAAUUGAGUCAAUUUGAUCAAUUUUUUCAUAAAAAAAAACUAACUAAUAACUAAAUUUUUAUUUUUAUCAAAAGAAGUUUAAUAAUUAAAUUUAAGUAUUACUAUAUUAUAAUUCACAAUAUUUUUAAUAAUUAAAUUUAAGUAUUACUAUAUUAUAAUUUACAAUAUUAAAUUUAAAAAGAGGGUGUAAAAAGAGGGGAUAAACGGUAAAUGGAGCAAAAUCAUGCGGAUUAAUUAAUGUAUUUUUUAAAAUUGAGGGCCAAAAUAGUUAGUUUGGUUAAAAUUAGAGAGUAAAUAAUAAUUUUUUCAACGAUGUCGUUUACUUGCUCUGUUGUUAGGGCUCUGAUGUUUACUCAGCCGAAACACUGUAUCAGAAAACAGAAACCAGGAGAGAAAACCCACCCCGAAGCCUAAAACCCUGAAAUUUUCAGCUCAAAGGAAUCCAAAAGCAAGAAGAACAAUGAACAUGGGAAAAGGAGAAAGCCAAAGAGAGAGAUUUUUUUUUUUAACAAAUUAAAUGUUUUCUGAGGGGAACGUUCACAGACAUUUCUUGAAGACACUGCCUUCUUUCAUCUUAUCCAAUCCCUCCAGCAACAUUCUUCAUUGGAUUGUUGGGAUUGGAUUGGAAGCUAUUUACGUGAUAGUAUCUGAUUGAAUUUGGUUACUUCAUUUGCAGAAAUGCCAUGUCAAUAAAGGAUGUAGUUCCAAAGAUCACUUGUAUAAAUUUGAUGCAAUUAAAUAAAUAGUACUUGUGAUGAUGGGUUUCCCUCAUUUUCCCCAUUGAAUCAUCCCUUCAAUAUUGAAUGGUGUCGCUGAAUGUCUGCUUCGAAAGGGAGGAGCAUGACAUGAGACAGGGUGGAGACGCGGAUGCAACAAGAGUCUGGCAAACCGUUAGAGAGAUUGGGAGAGCAAAAAAAUUCAAGAAGAAAUUGAUGACCGAUGAGGAGAGGCUCGUUUAUUAUCUCAAGAGACUAUGCUUCUUUGCUUUACUUGUAGUUAUAUAUGUUAGUAGAAUUGUUUCUUGAUCAACAAUUUUUUCCUUAAUCCUGUUACUGGACUUAGACUAGUGAUUGUUUCACUGUCUUAAUGUAGAACAUUAAAAGGAAGGUGUGUUGGCAUGUACGAUUUAAGAGAUUCAAUGCAUGGGGCAUCUAUGGUGAGCUUGAGGAAUGUGGUUGUAUUAGAUUUUUCAUUGUAAGGAAGGGAUUUGUGCACCUUUUAGUGCAUUUACAGCUCUAUGUAUGAAGGUACUCAUCUGUCCUCUCACGGGGAAGUAGUAGAAUUUUAGACUACAAUUCCUCUAGAAUUAUAAAAUGAUCUUUGAAUAGCAUGCCUGUUCUUAUAUGUCUAACUUACAACCUCAAAUCAGUCAAGCAGAACUAUGCCUCAAUCUCAAAUCCAAGUAUAAUUAUGUUUAAGCACGCAACAUAGUCUAGAUUAUGACACUAAAUAAAAUAUUGGUAGCUGCACAAUAUGGUUCAGGCUUUUCUAGCAUCAUUUAAAAGAUGCUGUAAGCUUUGAGUGUUUGUAGUGAGGCACUCGGAAAUGAGUUUAAAUAAAAUUUUCCAAUUUCUCUAAACAUAAUGCUGAUACCCUCUUUAUCUGCAGGUCAGUACCUGUAUGUUGUACUACUCAUAGGAAUUUAAGCCACAAUUUGUUUAGUUUGUAUCUCUCUAAAUUGAAAUGCUUUUCUUAUACUAUAGAUAUCAUCUAAAGAUUCAUAACUCUUUCUAGGUAUUUAGUUCUAGGUUAUGUUGACAAAGUUAGGUGGCCAAGAAAUCCCAAGAUCACAAAUGCUUACAUUUUGGAAUCUAGGUUAUGUUGUGAACGUAGCAACAAUUAUACAUGGAUGAUGGCACAAUAUACAUGAACAUAAAGAAUUUUUUAAGAUCCUUGAGAACUCCUAAAUAAGGUAGGAUUAAAUUGCUUUUGAAUUCCAUUUCUAUCAGCAAGAGUUUUAAGCUAGGAGCCCUUUCUCUUCAGUCUUUUCUUCUUGAACCUCAUCUGUUGUCCAUGAUUUUCAUUUGUUGUGAUGUCGAUCAUUCUGACAAUUUUCGUAAUGGUUAUGAUCUGCAAUGGUAAAACUCAGCAAAAAAAAAAUGUCAAAUAUUUCUAUGCUUAAUCAUGUUUUCACCAUUUGAUAGUGACUCCCAAGUUCCAGUUGGUUGUCAUGCUAUGAGAACUGGUUUUUCUCUUUUUUUCAGCUUAGAAUAUAUUGUUGUCUAUGAUAGUUUGAGAAUUACCGUUUUCAAUUUAAUCAAUGCAGGCUUAGAAGAAAGUUGCACUGCUAGAAAUAUGAGCUACCGAGCUUCCACUCCCUGUUCAUGACUCUGAGGUGUUGACACCAGAAGAACUUUAGGUAUUCAAGAAGAUUGGCUUUAGGAAGAAAAAUUAUGUUCCUGUUGGUGUUCAUGGAGUCUUGGAGGUGUUGUCCAGAACAUGCAUCUUCAUUGGAAGUUUCAUGAGACUGUACAAGCAUGCUGUGACAACUUCCCCAAAGAAAAAAUAAAGGAAAUGGCCACUAUGGUUGCAAGACUGAGUGGUGGCAUUGUAAUAAACAUUCAUAAUGUGAACGCAGCUGGCAGCAGAGCUUUGUUAAGAUCUCAAUGUUAAACUGUGAUCAUAAUAGAUGGACUGAGGAUGAGAGUCCAUGAAAAAUUGCAACGUAGUUGUGAUAAAAUUUGUGCAAUUAUUUAUGGGAUUUUUUUUUCCAUAGACACUUAAUUCAGAUGUAGGCUUACUUCUAAUUCAGAUGUAGGCUUAAUCCUGAUUCAAAGCUGUUAAAGCUUAUGGAUUAUGAUGUGCUAUAAUUUUUGCAGGCAUUAUUUAAAGCCAGAUUUGAGCAAGCUCUUGAAUCUCAGAAGUUAAACAUCAAGAAAAUAGAGCAGCAGCUCCGGCGAAUGGGUAUAACCCCUGAGGACCCAGUGGCCAUAGCUAGCAUCCAAAAAGUUGGUUCCACAUUCUUCAAUGCUAUUGACAAGAAGGAAGGAAAUCCUUAUGCUUUCAAGGGGACCAACAGCCAGUAAUGCAGUUCAUUGAUAAUUUGGAACAUCCAGGGCCUCUUGCUGAUAGUGAGCAGGAGGACUUUUAUGACUGAAAUAGAGGAUGCUGCAGAUAAAGAGUAGGCUGCAGAAGAAGCUGCAGAAAAAGAAGAAUUUGGCAAGAUUAGAUAUUGGAACAAAGAAGAUUUUGGUGGAAGGAUUGCAAGAUCUGAAACACGUAGAUUUGAAGUCCCUGUUGGAGAGGAUAGAGGAGCAAUGAGCUGGAAGGGUGGACGUGAGAAGAAGAGUGCUGAUAGUUAUGAUGGUACCAACAUGUUGGAGGGCAAUGAUCAGUGGGAUUCUGAUGACGUUGGGGAUGAUCUUGAGAGUGAUACUGAUGAUUCCAACGAAGGUCACAGUUUUCGCAAUAGAACUAGAGAUGUUUGCCGGAAGCAGGAUGGGGUUGGUAGAGUCUAUCAUUUUAAGUGUUUCAGAAGAAAUGCAGGAACUCGAUUUGAAGAGGUGGUUGAAAAAGAUUCUGAAUCAGAGAAUAUAUUAAGCGAUCUUGACAAUGCAAUACAUGAAUCAGAUUCUGAGGAAGAACUUGAAUUGAGAGCAUCAAGAGCAGAAGCAAGUCACAGUUUUCAGAGCAAGGUACAUAAAUCAGAAGAUAUGUUGAGUGAUCUUGACAAUGCAAUGUGGGAAUCAAAUUCUGAGCAAGAAGAACAUGACUUGAGAGCAUCAAGCACAGAUGCAAUUCACAACUUCCAGAGCAGCAGUGAUGAAGAAAAGGAUAUAUAUCCUACGAUGAGAAAUGAGAUUCAGGUGAAUGAUACCACUGAAAAUGAUGAAGUUCUCAUUGAGUUAGAAGUAUAUCAAAGUGGUGGAUGGAAACUGGCAAGGAUUAGCUCUUUCAUGACAAAUGCUAAAGAUCAUUCUGCAAGAAAAACGACCCAGGAUUGUGAUUCAGAAGUUGUAGUGUAGGAAUGAGAUAUUGAAGAAAACAUGAGAGCAGGCGAUGACGGAAAACAUAAUUUUGUGGCCAGAGGUGAAAAUGAGGAAUUUCACCAUAAGCACGAAGUGAAUUGUAAGAAGACACCAAAAGAGGUGGAUGAGAAUUGGGACAGUGAUUAGCUUAGUUUGGGAAGCCACAUCCUUUCUAUGUCAAGACACUCAAGAUGGGUAAAUUAAACCAAUUUUUUAUAAUUGAAAGCACAGUGUAUUUUACUAAAACAUGACACUUAAGACUUUUGCAAUAUUUGCAUCUUUUAGGGAAGAAAACAAUAUAGAAGGUGCAGCAGUCUGUAAAAAAAUCUGAGAAUUUGGUGAAAAAAAAAAGAAUGUAGUUCAGUUGUGCUAUUUUGGCA
Hevea brasiliensis (rubber tree) is the source of this 6579-nucleotide messenger RNA. Its product is annotated as SUPPRESSOR OF GAMMA RESPONSE 1. Gene Ontology annotation, molecular function: DNA-binding transcription factor activity; transcription cis-regulatory region binding. Bases 408 to 1595 code for a protein of 395 amino acids. Gene Ontology annotation, biological process: regulation of DNA-templated transcription. The transcript is spliced from 7 exons. Lineage: Eukaryota; Viridiplantae; Streptophyta; Magnoliopsida; Malpighiales; Euphorbiaceae. Gene Ontology annotation, cellular component: nucleus. The record is from RefSeq and is a predicted model, not a curated record.